GGGAGACACCGAAUUCAAAGCAGGCUCCAGGUGGCGAUAAAAAUAAUAGAUAAAUCUCAGCUGGAUGCAGUGAACCUUGAGAAAAUCUACCGAGAAGUACAAAUAAUGAAAAUGUUAGACCACCCUCAUAUCAUCAAACUUUACCAGGUAAUGGAGACCAAAAAUAUGUUGUACCUUGUGACAGAAUAUGCCAAAAAUGGAGAGAUUUUUGACUACCUUGCUAAUCAUGGCCGGUUAAAUGAGUCUGAGGCCAGGCGCAAAUUCUGGCAAAUCCUGUCUGCUGUCGAUUAUUGUCAUGGUCGGAAGAUUGUGCACCGUGAUCUCAAGGCUGAAAAUCUCCUGCUGGAUAGCAACAUGAACAUCAAACUAGCAGAUUUCGGUUUUGGAAAUUUCUUUAAAAGUGGUGAACUGCUGGCAACAUGGUGUGGCAGCCCUCCUUAUGCGGCCCCUGAAGUCUUUGAAGGGCAGCAGUAUGAAGGACCACAGCUGGAUAUCUGGAGCAUGGGAGUGGUUCUUUACGUCCUUGUCUGUGGAGCUCUGCCUUUUGAUGGACCAACUCUUCCAAUUUUGAGGCAGAGAGUUUUAGAAGGAAGAUUCCGGAUUCCCUAUUUCAUGUCCGAAGAUUGUGAGCACCUUAUUCGAAGGAUGUUGGUCCUAGACCCGUCCAAACGGCUAACCAUAGCUCAAAUCAAGGAGCAUAAAUGGAUGCUUGUAGAAGUUCCUGUUCAGAGACCUGUUCUCUAUCCACAAGGGCAAGAAAAUGAGCCAUCCAUUGGGGAAUUUAAUGAGCAGGUUCUGCGAUUGAUGCACAGCCUUGGAAUAGAUCAGCAGAAAACCAUUGAGUCUUUACAGAACAAGAGCUAUAACCACUUUGCUGCCAUUUAUUACUUGUUGGUGGAGCGUCUGAAAUCACACAGGAGCAGCUUUCCUGUGGAGCAGAGACUGGAUGCCCGCCAGCGUCGGCCCAGUACCGUGGCUGAACAAACAGUUGCCAAGGCCCAAACUGUGGGGCUCCCGGUGACCGUGCACUCCCCAAACGUGCGGCUGAUGCGGUCUGCCCUCCUCCCUCCCGCAUCCAACGUGGAGGCCUUUCCAUUCCCAGCGUCCAGCUGUCAGGCAGAAGCAGCCUUUAUGGAAGAAGAAUGUGUUGACACACCAAAGGUUAAUGGCUGCCUGCUGGACCCUGUGCCUCCCGUCCUCGUGAGGAAGGGGUGCCAGUCGUUGCCCAGCAACAUGAUGGAGACGUCUAUCGAUGAGGGGCUGGAGACGGAGGGGGAGGCUGAGGAAGACCCCAGCCAGGCCUUCGACGCGUUCCAGUCCACGCGCGGUGGGCAGAGACGGCACACUCUGUCAGAAGUGACCAAUCAGCUGGUCGUGGUGCCUGGUUCAGGGAAAAUUUUCUCCAUGAGUGACAACCCCUCCCUUGACAGUGUGGACUCUGAGUAUGAGAUGGGGUCUGUUCAGAGGGACCUGAACUUUCUGGAGGACAACCCUUCCCUUAAGGACAUCAUGUUAGCCAAUCAGCCAUCCCCACGCAUGACCUCUCCCUUCAUCAGCCUGAGACCUGCCAACCCAGCCAUGCAGGCUUUGAGCUCCCAGAAGAGAGAGGCUCACAACAGGUCACCAGUGAGCUUCAGAGAGGGCCGCAGGGCGUCGGAUACCUCCCUCACCCAAGGAAUUGUGGCAUUUAGACAACAUCUUCAGAAUCUGGCUAGAACCAAAGGAAUCCUAGAGUUGAACAAAGUGCAGCUGCUGUAUGAACAGCUAGGGCCAGAGGCAGACCAGGACUUGGCCCCAGCGGCACCCCAGCUCCAGGACCUUGCUGGCCCUUGCCCUCAGGAGGAAGUUUCUCAGCAGCAGAAAACGGUCUCCACUGUCCCCAGCAGUGUGCGUCCUCAGCUGUCCCCACGGCAAAGCCUGGAGGCCCAGUACCUACAACACAGACUCCAGAAGCCCAGCCUUCUGUCCAAAGCCCAGAACACCUGUCAGCUUUAUUGUAAGGAAGCCCCGCGGAGCCUGGAACAGCAGCUGCAGGAACACAGACUCCACCAGAAGCGACUCUUUCUGCAGAAACAGUCUCAGCUGCAGGCCUAUUUUAAUCAGAUGCAGAUAGCGGAGAGCCCGUUCCCGCCACCCCUUCCCCGCCAGGAGGCGUCUGCGCAGGCGCCGCCGCCCCCGCCCUUCGGCCUGGCCCAGCCCCUGAGCCCCGUCUUGGAACCCGCCCCCGAGCAGAUGCAGUACAGCCCCUUCCUCGGCCACCAGUACGAGGACCUGCGGCUGCAGCCCCUGCCCUCCUCGCCCGGGCCCCGGGCCCCUGCGCUGCCCGUGCACCUGCAGCAGCAGCAGCAGCAGCAGCAGCCGCCUCCGCCGCCCCCGCCGCCGCCCCCGCAGGCGGGAGCCGCCCCCGCGCCCCUCCGCUUCCCUUAUCAGACUUGCGAGCUGCCGGGGGCGGCCUCCCCCGAGCCGGACUAUCCCCCGCCCUGUCAGUACCCCAUGGAUGGAGCCGCGCAGAGCGGCCUCUCGGCACAGGACUGUCCCAGGAGCUCAGGACUGCAGGAGGCCGCCUCCAGCUACGACCCCCUGGCUCUCGCCGAGUUCCCUGGACUCUUCGAUUGUGAGAUGCUGGAGGCUGUGGAUCCACAGCACGGGGGCUACGUCCUGGUAAAUUAA
Molecule: messenger RNA, 2670 nt
Organism: Puma concolor (puma)
Lineage: Eukaryota; Metazoa; Chordata; Mammalia; Carnivora; Felidae
Source: RefSeq, a predicted model, not a curated record